This is a messenger RNA of Drosophila ananassae, 6650 nucleotides long. It is a transcript of the gene Nup98-96, whose product is annotated as nuclear pore complex protein Nup98-Nup96. Gene Ontology annotation, cellular component: nuclear pore cytoplasmic filaments; nuclear pore. Gene Ontology annotation, biological process: post-transcriptional tethering of RNA polymerase II gene DNA at nuclear periphery; RNA export from nucleus; protein import into nucleus. The transcript is spliced from 9 exons. The coding region runs from base 444 to 6326 and encodes 1960 amino acids. NCBI's taxonomy places the organism in Eukaryota, Metazoa, Arthropoda, Insecta, Diptera, Drosophilidae. The record is from RefSeq and is a predicted model, not a curated record. Gene Ontology annotation, molecular function: structural constituent of nuclear pore.
AUAUUUGUUUAAAAACGAAGGCUUUCAGAAACAUUUCAGAAUUAAAAAUUUGAUAAACCCCUUGCAAAACAUCAAAUUAUGUCAACUUGUGCAAAAAUUAUUCAGUUAUAGUAUUUUGUAGGGAGCCAAAACUGGUCAUACUGCUGGCUGCAUUCUUGUCUGACAUCGUGAAAAAAUCGGCGCGCCAUUUCUGUCAACUUUUUUGCGUCGAAGUAGCUCUGUUUAUGCAAACUAAGCAAAUUCCCGAGUGUUUAUUUGUUUUAGACAGAGCCCGGCCGACCGGAAGCCGCCCCAGCUUCAAAAUCACACGCUCCCUCAGUAACGUCGCCAACGUUGUGAAAUCCAGGCAUUGCUCAUUCCGAUAACUUGUGCAAUUCCCACGGACGAACAAAGGGGACUACCCGUUGCAAUAGCAUCAGACGCGUGACACUAGAGUGAGCAUCAUGUUUGGUGGCUCGAAACCAGCCUAUGGAGCUACCGCCGGCUCCACCGGAUUCGGUGGGUUCAGCGGCGCCAACGCGAGUACUCCGUUUGGGCAGUCGGCCUUCGGAAAACCAGCAGCUCCUGCAUUCGGCAGCACCUCGACCUUCGCGGCACAGCCGGCGCAGCCCUCGUUGUUCGGUGCGGCAGCAACACCAGCGCAGCCAGCUGGAGGAUUGUUCGGGGCCGGCACCUCGAGCGCCUUUGGGAGCAACACCACAGCCCAGCCGUCAACAUUUGGAGCUUUCUCUCAACCCCAGCAGACAUCAAAUAUUUUCGGAACAACCCAAGCAGCCCCCACCACUUCGCUGUUCGGGCAGUCCACGCUGCCCGCCUUCGGUGCUGCCAAGCCAGGAAUCACUGCUUUUGGCCAGGCGGCCACAGCUCAGCCCACGACGUCGUUGUUUGGCCAGCCUGCUGCUGCAACUAGCACCUCGGGAUUCGGUUCAUUCGGGCAGGCGGCACCAGCCACUACAAGUGUUUUCGGCAGCGGCACGGCGUCCGCUUUUGCGCAGCCGCAGGCCGCCGGUGUGGCGGGCGGAGUGAAUGCCGGCACAGCCGUGGCCAAGUAUCAGCCGACCAUCGGCACAGACACUCUCAUGAAGAGUGGUCAGCCCAACAAUGUGAACACCAAGCAGCACUGCAUCACGGCCAUGAAGGAGUAUGAGCUCAAGUCGCUAGAGGAACUGCGGAUGGAGGAUUAUCUUAGUUCGCGUAAGGGUCCGCAGGCGGGAAGUGCACCUGGAGCCUUCGGAUUUGGCUCUCAAGUGGCCACGCCCGCUCAGCCAGCAGCUACAAGUCUCUUUGGAAGCACAGCACAGCCGAGUACUGGUCUGUUUGGACAAGCAGUCACCGAGAACAAGAGCCUCUUUGGUGCAUCGGCAUUCGGUCAGCAGCCAGCAACGAGCAGCGCUUUUGGGGCACCAGCUCAGCAGAAUAGUUUCCUGCAGAAGCCUUUUGGAGCGGCGGCGGCCACACCUUUUGCCGCACCCCCUGCAGAUGCCUCUAAUCCCUUCGGAGCGAAGCCAGCGUUUGGACAGGGAUCAAGCUUGUUCGGCCAGACGCCCGCCACCAGUGCAGCGCCUGCUUUUGGGCAGACCUCUACUGGAUUCGGAGGCUUUGGCUCCACAGCCGGAGCUGCCCCCCAAACAUCCUUAUUCGGAGCCACCCCAGCCGCAGAUCCGAACAAACCUGCCUUCGGAUUGGGCACAGCAGCACCCGCAACCAACACGGGAUUCGGGUUUGGUGCCACGGCCACAAGCACCGCAGGAGGAGGCCUGUUUGGGGCCAAACCAGCGACUAGCUUUGCAGCGCCUGCCUUUGGAGCGACUUCCACAGCCAACACCGGAUUCGGAGGCUUUGGCCUCAAUACCAGCACAGCGUCAACAGGUGGCGGACUGUUCAACUCGGGACUAAACAAGCCGGCUACAUCGGCUUUCGGAGGAUUUGGGGCCACCAGCGCCGCACCGCUUAACUUUAAUACGGGAAAUACUGGAGGAUCGCUGUUUGGAAACACGGCCAAGCCGGCUGGAAGCUUGUUCGGAGGAGGGACCAGUACGUUGGGAGCCACAGGAGCUGCGCCAGUAGGAGGAGGUCUGUUCGGCGGUGGAACGAGUGCUUUCGGGAACACGGCAGGAUCGUUGGGUGGCGGAUUUGGCAACAUGGGAACUAAUAACACACUGACAGGAGGACUUAUGGGAGCACAGCCCACUGUGGGCAUUGUCACACCAUCGCACCAGCCUAUCCACCAGCAGAUCCUAGCGCGGGUCACUUCUCCUUAUGGCGACUCGCCCAUCUUCAAAGAUCUGAAGCAUCGCGAUGAUGUGGACGCUACCAGGGCCACGAAUCCGGCCGCCCAGCAAGCUGUUUUGGAUAUGAAUAGCAACCAGUACAAGAUUGCCACGAAGGACAGUCCUGCGGCUAUGAAGGUCAAGGCAUUGGGCAGCUCCCUCAACCGGAAGUCGUUGUUCGACGGCCUCGAGGAGUUCGAUGCGAGUGUGGAAGGUUUCAAUCUCAAGCCGAACGCCAAACGGCUGGUGAUUAAGCCCAAGGCAAAGCCUGUGGAGGGUGGAACUCCAUCCGCAUUGAACGGCAGUGGGCCCAGUACUCCUCAAUCCCGUCCAAAAGGAUCUCCCAACAGGGAACGAGAAUCGUUUGGUGGUGUCAUUCCAAGUGAGCCGCCUACAGCCGGAAACUCUCCAACUGCUGUCACUGGAAGGGAGAGCCAAGAAGGCACCCGACGCGAAUCCUGGCUGCAUCCAAACAACCUUGAAAAAGUCCGCCAGCAUAAUAUCCAGACGGGCAUGGAUCAGAACUCGCCCCACAAUAGUACUCUGAACGAGCUGGUGCCGCGCAAGCCACUGGACACUUAUCGCCCCACGUCCACUGUGCGCUUGUCGGUAUCUACUAUCCCCGAGAACCCGUUCGAGGAUCAGGCCAGCGCCAUUGCACGUCGAGACACCUUCAUCCAAGAGCAGGCCAACGAAAGCCUGGUAUCGACCAGAUCCCGCGAUCAAGAAGCAGAGGAUCACUCCGGAAACAGGUCUCGCCUGGCCAUCGAAUCUGCAGGCGAGGCUCAGGAAUACGAAGCGCAUCCCACAGGCAUUGUGCUGCGUCGCGUUGGCUACUACACCAUUCCGUCGCUGGAUGAUUUGCGUUCGUAUCUGGACGAGGAUGGCUCCUGUGUGGUGCCCAACUUCACGAUCGGGCGGGAAGGCUACGGCAAUGUAUUUUUCGGCAAAGAGAUGGAUGUGGCUGGACUGAAUCUGGAUGAGAUAGUUCACUUCCGCAACAAGGAAAUCAUCAUUUAUCCCGACGACGACAACAAACCACCAAUCGGCCAAGGACUAAAUAGAGACGCACAAGUCACGCUGGAUCAGGUCUGGCCUUUGGAUAAGACCAAGCACGAAGCUGUUAAGGAUCCGCAACGCCUCCUGGAAAUGGACUGGGAGGGAAAACUGCGACGGGUGUGUGAUAAGAAUGACACCCGCUUCAUCGAAUUCCGUCCAGAAACAGGUAGCUGGGUCUUCCGCGUCAAGCAUUUCUCCAAGUACGGCCUGGACGAGAGCGACGAGGAGGCGGAGCUGCCCACCGAUCCCAAGAAAGCCAAGAUGGCGGCCCUGGAGGCACAGCAGAAGGCGGCUGCCGACAAGAUGACUCUCAACUCCCUGCGGCAGGCACAAAAAAUUUCCGAAGACGCCGCUCGCCAUUUGGACCCCAAGGCUUUAGUGGCUGGGGUGGCCAGUGGAUUUCGCCCAAUGGACGACACUGCGGAGUUCCUCUUAAUGGACAAGACACAAUUUUUUCAAGCUGGCGCUGCCGGAUCAGAUUUCUCAAUGUUCGAUGUGCCACGAACUCGCACCACGAUCACAAGUCCCACCUCGUUUCUGGCCCAAGAAGUGGUGGGCAACGAAGCGCACAAAAUGCAGCUGAUGAAGUCCUCCCUGUUUGUGGAGGACAAUGCCAGCGAGGACGAGAGCAUGGAGCCAACUGGUCGUCUGCCUCGUCAACGCAACUUCUUCAAUGCGGAUCCCAAUCCCUGGAAGGAUGGCGCCUCCGAAGCUUCCAGUCAGUAUGAUUUCGGUCAUCCGUCACUCGCUCUUCCCGUUUCUUCCUCCGCAUCGGUGGCUAGUUUCCUAGGCGACGCCCACUCCGAAGAGACAUCUUCUAUGGCUACUGGAAGCAUCGUGGCUGUCGAAAAGGAGAAGCCUGUCCUGGGACCGGCUAUUAAAACAUUUAAGUUCGUGUGUAAGCCAAAGGUGGCUCCCGUGAAGGUGUUCGCCACAACAGUUCCCCUGCCCCGGUCCCUUGCCAAUGAUUUGACCAAGAACUGGGUUGCCGAUCUGGGUCUAUACAGGGGUCGCAGUUUUAAGCUGAGCUUCGGACCUCACAACCUGUUGAUGCUGCCCACCACAUUCAAUAAUCAACGCAAGCUGAAAGAGUUCACUGGACCGUCUAUCCCAGCAUCUAUGGUGUUUGCUCCUCGACUGCCUGAAGAUUUGUCGCCCAGUGUGAUGCAAAUGGUGCAAUUCAACAUGGUUGGCGGGUCCAUGAGCUUUCACGAAACUAUUGUGCCCCAUCUCGAAGUACAGCUGGGCGACUGCCUGUCGGUGGAAGUGGAGGGCAGCGAAUGCCCGUGGCUUCAUGCCGACAACGGUACCCAGCUGGUGUCUAAGCACUUCUCGGAGUCGCUGAGGCAAAGAAACGCUGGCCUCAAGGAGGAUUACGCGGUGUCCGUGUGGUCAUUGCUUUUUGCAUUGUGGGGUGAUCAUGAGGAACUCGUGGAUCUCGACAAUAAUUCGCAUUACACGGUCAUGUGUCGGCGGAACCUGCUCUCGGAGUGGCUGGAAAACACGUUGCUGGGCAAGGACUUGUUAUCGAAGAAGGUGAACAACCAUAGUUACCUUGAGCAUAUGCUGGACCUACUCAGCUGCCACCGGGUGAGCGAGGCCUGCGAGCUCGCUUUCAACUAUGACGAUGCCAACCUGGCAUUGGUCUUGGCCCAACUUAGUUCGGGACCAGUCUUCCGAAUGCUAAUGGAGGAGCAACUUUACGCAUGGCAGCAGAGCAAGUCCGACAAGUACAUCGACCUGGAGCGACUCAAGAUGUACAUGCUGUCUGCCGGCGUUCCAAUGAUGCAGUCCUCCCAGGGAGCUAUCAAUCUCCUUGAGGAUAAUAAUUGGUUGACGGUCUUGGCGCUGCAGCUGUGGUACUUUACAGCCCCAACAUCAUCCAUCACGGAUGCCCUACUUGCUUACGACAAAGCGUUCCAGGCGGAGGAAUGCUUUGCCGAACCACCUCUGCCCAGUUACAAUGGAGCCACUAACGACAGCGAUAAACCUGUCUACGAUCUUCGCUAUCACCUGCUUCAGCUGUACUCCAAGCGUACGCAUUCCCUGGAGCAGACGCUUAAUCCAAUUACACACACCGCCGAUCCCAUGGACUUCCGUUUGAGCUGGCUCCUGCUUCAAACUCUGCGAGCAUUGGGCUAUCGCCACUGCUCCGCCUCGGCGGAAGCCCGUCUGACGGUGGACUUUGCCAGUCAGCUGGAAAACGAAGGCCUCUGGCACUGGGCCAUUUUUGUGCUUAUGCACAUCAAGCGCAGACCACAGAGGGAGCGAGCCGUGCAAAAUAUGCUGGAACGAAAUGUCAGCGUGUCUGCCAAGGUGGCCCUGAAUGAGGCUGAGAAGUUUGUUAUUUUCAAGUUGGGAGUCCCGGAGUCAUGGUUGGACUAUGCCAAGGCAGUUAAGGCGGGCUCAUUUGGAAAGCACCAUCUGCAAGCUAAAUAUCUGCUGAAAGCCAAGCACUGGGCAUCCGCUCACGAGGUCAUCUUUGAACACAUAGCUCCCGACGCCAUCAUAAAUGGAAAAUUGGAUUAUCUGCAUAGCCUGCUCAUCCAGUUCGAGGAUACCGAAGGUAGCAGCAUCCGAGUGCCCAACUGGGCCAACCAGGGCCAAAUUUUCCUGGACUUCAUCGACAUUAGUGCCAAGUUUAAGCAAAUCCGCUCCGUGACGAACAUCGCCGACAUCAAUGCCCGCUGGGAGAACCUUAAGCCGCAACUCAGUGAACUCUGCUCCCGGAUCAGUCUGCUGCCGUGCCCCAGCUCCAAACAUCGACUAUGCCAGAGCGAAAUCGCCCAGAGCUUGAGCUGUCUGGUACAUGGAAUGUGCAUAGUGUGUGCGGAUAUGGAGCCCUCAGCCGUACUCAAGUCGGCUUUAGAACGACUACCAUUGCCGCAAGAGUUUUCGUCCAAAGAGCUGAGAAUCCUGCUCGAGGAAUUGCUGGAAAAGAUCGAGAACGAGCCUCCGUUUAGGGAGAAACAGCAGCCCACCAUGAUGGAAACAUAAAAUCGUCAGGAAAAUAGGAGUAAUAUAAGAGAGUCUAGAUAAGGUUUGCAUUAAAAUAGGUAUUAGAAAUCACUAGCGUGUAUCCCAUAGCGUUCAUGCCACAAAACGCCAGAGUUAGGAUAGUUCUUAGGACUUCGUUCAACCAUGAUUACUUCAUAGAUAGGGAAAGCUUCAUAAGAGGGACAAAGCCAGAUCAUAAAUAUAGUUUUUGUUAAAUUUGUUUUUUUCGGUUUCUUACUAAUUUGAGCCCACGUGUCGAAUUUCUUAACUGUAGUAUUCUUGAUAAAAAAAUAAUUGAAUAAAAUCUAAUUUGUUGUCAACAAA